UUAGGACGUUAACGAAAUUCUGUGACCCGGAAGUACUUUCUUUUUAGUGUUGCUGACAGAGAAGGAGAUCUCUAGCGACUGGUUCGUGACAGGGAAAAUAGAAAGAAAGCAAUUGUUGAGAUGAAUAGUGAAAACUUUUCCAUAAGUGAGAAGAUUGUGUCGCCAUCAUACAUUCGCCAGGGGUCACAGGCACGUCGCAGUCAUGAGCAACUGAUUAGACUGCUUUUGGAACAGGGCAAAUGUCCUGAGGAGGGAUGGAGCGAGAGCACAAUAGAACUCUUCCUGAAUGAAUUGGCUGUGAUGGACAGCAACAACUUCUUGGGAAAUUGUGGCGUUGGCGAGAGGGAGGGCAGAGUGGCCUCUAGUCUGGUGGCCCGACGACAUUACAGGUUAAUCCAUGGGAUAGGACGAUCUGGUGACAUUGCUGCAAUUCAACCCAAGGCUACAGGUUCCAGUCUGCUGAACAAGCUGACUAAUUCAGUUGUGCUGGACAUUUUAAAACUUUCAGGUGUGCGAAGUGUGGCCAGUUGUUUCGUAGUUCCAAUGGCAACAGGGAUGAGCCUGACACUGUGCUUCCUAACACUUCGCCACAAGAGACCAAAGGGGCGCUACAUCAUCUGGCCCCGCAUUGACCAGAAGUCCUGUUUCAAAGCCAUGAUCACUGCAGGGUUUGAACCAGUGGUGGUUGAGAACAUUUUGGAGGGUGAUGAGCUGAGAACAGAUAUGGAAGCUGUGGAACGUAAGGUGCAAGAACUGGGAGCAGAGAACAUCCUUUGCGUCCACUCCACUACUUCUUGCUUUGCCCCACGUGUUCCCGACAGAUUGGAGGAGCUAGCCACUAUGUCUGCCAAAUAUGAUAUCCCCCAUAUUGUCAACAAUGCUUAUGGAGUGCAGUCAUCCAAGUGUAUGCACCUUAUUCAGCAGGGUGCUCGUGUUGGAAGAAUCGAUGCCUUUGUACAAAGCCUGGACAAAAACUUCAUGGUUCCAGUAGGUGGUGCCAUAAUUGCUGGUUUCGAUGAGUCUUUCAUUCAGGAGAUCAGCAGAAUGUAUCCAGGUCGCGCAUCAGCCUCACCCUCCCUAGAUGUGCUCAUCACCCUGCUCACCCUGGGAGCCAGCGGCUACAGGAAACUCCUGGCAGAGCAGAAGGAGAUGUACACCUACCUGGCACAGGAGCUGAAAAGGCUUGCUGCGGCUCAUGGGGAGAGACUGCUGCACACCCCACACAACCCCAUAUCACUGGCAAUGUCUCUGGAUGGCCUCCAGACACAGAGCGACAAGUCUGUGACUGAACUGGGCUCCAUGCUGUUCACCAGGCAGGUGUCGGGGGCCAGGGUGGUUGCCCUUGGUAACAAACAGAUGGUGAGCGGUCACAUGUUCUGUGGCUUCAUGUCCCACUCGGAGGCGUACCCACACCCCUAUCUCAACGCUGCCUCGGCUGUUGGCAUCACACGGAAUGACGUGACACUGUGCAUCAAAAGACUGGACAAGUGCCUGAAGAGCCUCAAGAAGGAAAGCAGUGCAAUAAGUGGGUUACCAGUGCCUCUCACAGGCCUGGAGGACCAUGCUGGAGAGUGAAUAAAAAGAUGUAGGGACUUUUUCAGAUAGUAACAUUUUAUGCCUAGUGAAAAUCUUCAAACCCCUUGCUUUCAGUUGUCACAUUUUGCUGCCUUAAAUUUGAAUCUUAAGAAGGAUUACAAUUACAGAAAUCUUCUCAAAUUAAUAAAAAAAACAAAGAUUUAUUAAUUGCAUAGGUCUUCACACCUCUUGCUGUGGCAUAUCUGAGUAAGUUCAGGAGGAAAUAAAUGUGACACCUGUGGUGUGAAGACACUGUAUAUGAGCAUAAACCUGAAAUAAAGAUUGUUGGUCCAUGGAA
Salvelinus fontinalis (brook trout) is the source of this 1873-nucleotide messenger RNA. RefSeq names its product Sep (O-phosphoserine) tRNA:Sec (selenocysteine) tRNA synthase (gene sepsecs). The transcript has 12 exons. The record is from RefSeq and is a predicted model, not a curated record. Bases 121 to 1575 code for a protein of 484 amino acids. Gene Ontology annotation, biological process: selenocysteine incorporation; conversion of seryl-tRNAsec to selenocys-tRNAsec. Gene Ontology annotation, molecular function: tRNA binding; O-phosphoseryl-tRNA(Sec) selenium transferase activity. NCBI's taxonomy places the organism in Eukaryota, Metazoa, Chordata, Actinopteri, Salmoniformes, Salmonidae.